CUGAAUCAGCUGGAGGCAGCCGGAUCGAUCGGAACUGUUUCUGCUAUCCCACAGGCCACAAUACAUGAUAUGGUUCCAUGAUUGCAACAAGCUCAAGCUCUCACAUACGUGCAGAAGACAGCAGCUCAGGUGUCUAUAUAGCGUGGUCAUCAUUUCCCUCCAAUGCUCCAUAAAUCUCCAACCAAGCAGUUCCCCAUUGCUCAGCCAGAAGUCAGAGCCCUAGAGCCUCGAUACUAAACGCUGCCAUUGUUUGCAAUGCCGCCGCCGCCGCUGCCGUCGAUGAGGACGCCGGUGACACGCACGCGUCCCCAGUUGCGUCCUCGUCCGGCGCCAUUGGUUGUGACGACGGCGGCGGUGGUCGUCGUUUCCAUGGUUCUCAUCUCAGUGCUGUGCUGCCAUCCUGUCGCCGCCGAAGACGCGAGUAGAGCGCUGCACUACCACCGGAAGCAACGGAGGCACCACAGCAGGCACCACCGCGCGGAGAACGGCGGCGGCCACAUCGCCCUGCCCCCUGCCCCCGCGCUCCCUCCCGACGUCGACGGCGAUUCUCCGGCCGAGCCGCCGGGUUUGCCUCCGGACGCCGGCGACGCGCGCCGUCGGCACCACAAGUCGUGCUGCCCGCCGUCGCGUCCUCCCACUUCGGUGGCACCGCUCGGCGCACCGGCGCCCGCUCCAGCCAAGCCGCCGCCGAACAAGGCAACCGAGCCACGCUCUCGCGCCAAGCCUCCGUCGAUGCCUCCGGCCAAGCCACCGUCGUUAUCACCGGCGAGGCCGCCGUCACACUCUCCCAGAAAGCCGCCGUCAUUGUCACCCUCGCAUGCCAAACCGACACCCUGCAGUCCGGCUAAGUCUAAGCCACCAAUGCCAUCUCCGGCACGGCCGCCGCGGCUCUCCCCGGCAAGCCCAUCGGCACAUCCUCCGGCCAAGACAUCAAACAGAGCUCCUGCACAGACACCGCGACCCUCCCCUGCAAAGCCACAGCCACCGGUGCCGUCGACGGUCAAGCCACCGCCACUCGCCCCGGCCAAGCCCCCCACGCCAUCGCCAGCCCAGCCACCGCGGCCUUCCCCGGCAAACCCGCCAACAGCUCCUACGGUGACAGCGAAGCCACCGGCGCUCCCUCCAGCAAUGUCAAAGCCAACUCCGCCGCUGCCGCCUGCCAAGGACAGCUCAUCAGCCGUGUUCGACGUGAGGGCGUUCGGGGCGUCGGGCAACGCCUCGGGCGACGACACGCGGGCGUUCCGCGCGGCGUGGAAGGCGGCGUGCUCCUCCAGCUCCGCCGCGGCCACGCUGCUGGUGCCGUCGGACGGCGUGUUCACCAUCACCUCCACCAUCUUCGCCGGGCCGUGCAAGUCCGCGCUGACCUUCCAGAUCGACGGCGUGCUGAUGCCGCCGGACGGGCCGGCGAGCUGGCCGGCGGCGGACAGCCGGAGGCAGUGGCUCGUCUUCUACAGGGCCGACGGCGUGACGCUGGCGGGGAAGGGCACCAUCGAGGGCAACGGCGAGGAGUGGUGGGAUCUCCCGUGCAAGCCUCACCGGGGCCCCAACGGAUCGACGCUGCCCGGACCAUGCGACAGCCCAGCACUGGUACGGUUCGUCCUGAGCAACGACGUGACGGUGCGCGGCCUGCGGAUCGAGAACAGCCCGCAGUUCCACCUCAAGUUCGACGGCUGCGCGCGGGUGCUCGUCGACGGCCUCUUCGUGAGCUCGCCGGCGUUCAGCCCCAACACCGACGGCGUCCACGUCGAGAACACCACGGCCGUCCAGAUCCUCAACUCCAGGAUCUACAACGGGGACGACUGCGUCUCCAUCGGCGCCGGCUGCUCCGACGUCCACAUCGAGAACAUAACAUGCGGCCACGGCCAUGGCAUAAGCAUCGGCAGCCUUGGCGUGCACAACACGCGCGCCUGCGUGUCCAACGUGACGGUCCGGAACGCGCGGAUCGUCGACUCCGACAACGGCCUCCGGAUCAAGACGUGGCAGGGCGGCGCCGGCGCCGUGUCGGCCGUCGAGUUCGCCGGCGUGCGGGUGCAGAACGUCAGGAGCUGCAUCGUCAUCGACCAGUACUACUGCCUCGGCAGCGGGUGCGCCAACCAGACCUCCGCGGUGCGCGUCGACGGCGUCGCCUACCGGGACAUCCGCGGCACGUACAACCCGCGCGCCAGCGCGCCCAUCCGCCUCGCCUGCAGCGACGCCGUCGCGUGCACGGGCAUCGCCAUGUCCGACGUCGAGCUGCUGCCGGCCGGCGGCGGCGGCGCAGGGGCGCGUCUCGCGGAACCCUUCUGCUGGAACGCGUACGGGGUCAUGGAGACGCUCACGGAGCCGCCGGUCUACUGCUUGCAGGAAGGCCGCCCGGAUUCUCUGCAAGAUCAGCUCACGAGUUGCUGAGAUGUGACAUACGUAGUUUUAUUUUCUCUAACGAUAACAAAAUUUCUUCUUUCCUAAUAGGAAACUCUUAUGAUAGUUACAUGCUAACACACUUUGUGCCCAUCAUAUGACAAACCGCCAAUACGUAAACAAUGUGACAAUUACUACUCGAUUGGCAUGCUCCGUAUUCACAAAAUGGAUGCAAAUGAGAACAAAAAUUUUGACAGAAA
Panicum virgatum (switchgrass) is the source of this 2597-nucleotide messenger RNA. RefSeq names its product polygalacturonase At1g48100-like. NCBI's taxonomy places the organism in Eukaryota, Viridiplantae, Streptophyta, Magnoliopsida, Poales, Poaceae. Gene Ontology annotation, biological process: carbohydrate metabolic process. Bases 256 to 2388 code for a protein of 710 amino acids. The record is from RefSeq and is a predicted model, not a curated record. Gene Ontology annotation, molecular function: polygalacturonase activity. The transcript is spliced from 5 exons.